Molecule: messenger RNA, 1326 nt
Organism: Talaromyces atroroseus
Lineage: Eukaryota; Fungi; Ascomycota; Eurotiomycetes; Eurotiales; Trichocomaceae
Exons: 2
Coding region: 1-1326 (441 amino acids)
Biological process (GO): positive regulation of mitochondrial translation
Source: RefSeq, a predicted model, not a curated record
AUGCACUAUCUUACGCAAGUUUCGGGGAAAGCUCGCUUUGGCUGCUUUUAUGUCUGUCUAGCAUGUCGCCAAACGACAACGCAGUCCUUGUGUCGACCAUCACGGCCGGUGUCAUUACGCUUCCGAAAAGAUUUCUCCUCUUUGAAUUCUCGGCUUCUGCAAAAGCAGGACGUUAUCGAAGAAUCGGCUGAGAAGGAUGGUGUUUCAGCGCCAGGGAGUCCGUCCCAACGACGAAAAUUUGCUCGAUCCCCUGCGGCAAGUUCAUCUCUUCGUCGCGUUGCUGUAGAAGCACAAAGGACAAGGAGUGGUAUUCUUUCAAAGGCGCGGCUUCUAGAAAAAGGCUUGGGUGAACCCAAGACGGUCACGGCCUAUGCAGUCGCGGAACAAUUCAAUAUUACAAAAGUCAGGGAUAUCUUACAGGAGAAGGGCUUUGAGCCGGAUCCUUUCGAUACGCAACUGUACCCUCAGGUUGUCCACAUACAGGUUCCAAUUGAUUCGGUUCGGCGCAUGACAAACCCGGAUGCUACCAAUUUGGGAACCGACGAGGCUGGCGAUGUAUUCAUUUUUCCUUCUGGAACUGUGGUAGCAUGGUCUCUCCCGGAUGGUUAUACUUCCUAUCUUGCUUCCAGAACGCUUCUACCUGCAGCCGAGGGCCCGCAUACAGAUAACGUGGAAACCGAGAACUUGGACUUCAUCGAGGAUCCACAACGGGAUAGUAGCUCCAUCAAGGGCGACACAAUCAUACUCGGCACCAAGUCAGGUCAAGAUUAUCCACAGUCGGAUAUACCCAAUCGUCAGACUGUCGACACUGUGUUGACAAAGAUCGCAUUUUCAUCCGGGCUAGCGCGCAGCACGAAACUUGCUAUACUGGAGAGUCUUCUUUCCGAUUAUUUCGAAUCGACGCGUAACAUACCAACUCUGCUCUCACAGGGUUCACGUCUGCCUUACACAAGGGAUUUCAUUCUCCGCAAGACAGGGCAGCUCCUCAGUGUACGGGCGCAGCUGAAUCUCUACUCGGAAUUGACUGAUUCUCUGCCAGAUAUCUUCUGGGAUAGCCGGCACGAGCUCGGCCUUGAAGGUUAUUAUGAGGAAGUGGGCAGAGCGUUGGAUGUUGGGAUCCGCAUCAAGGUAUUAAACGAAAGAAUGGACUAUGCGCAAGACAUUGCCAACGUCCUUCGCGAGAGGCUUAGUGAAACUCAUGGACUGCGCCUUGAGUGGAUUAUUAUUCUGCUCAUUGCAGUCGAGGUUGGAUUCGAGGUUCUCAGGCUCUGGAAAGAGCGAGAAGAAGAGAGAAAGGAGAAAGAAGCGCUGAGAAAUGUGCAAUGA